Dentiscutata erythropus is the source of this 505-nucleotide messenger RNA. The record is from the annotation of a GenBank genome assembly. NCBI's taxonomy places the organism in Eukaryota, Fungi, Glomeromycota, Glomeromycetes, Diversisporales, Gigasporaceae.
AGAUAGAGGAAUCGAAGCUGAUUAUGAAAAUCUCAAAAACAAUUUAAUGAUUACUAAAAAAAACCUUAAAACUGCCCAGGAGAAUAAUAUCAAUCUUCAAGCUGAACUCAAUACUAAAAAACAAGAGAUUAAAUCCACCAUUGAAAUCAAAAUUGAACUCCAAAAACAACUCUCAAAAGAAAAAAAUAAUUAUCUUCAAUCAAAUUUCGAAAAUACCCAACAAGAACUUAAAACCGCCAAAAAUAAUAAUACCAACCUUACAAUAGAGCUCGCCAGGACUAAAAACAACCUUAAUACUUUCAAAGAAAUUAAAAUAUUAGAAAAACAAAGAAUAAAAGGCGAAGAAAGAAGAGAAACACUUGAGAAAUUGAUACCUGCUUAUGAAAAACUACUAAAAGACUAUGAAAAAUUAAAAAAAGAAAAAAACGAAGGAGAAACAAAGGAACAUCAAGAUUUAUUAGAACAAGCGAAAGAAUCUUUAAAAAAUGCUAUUAAAGAAUGUUAA